GUUAGAGUCUGCACUGUAAUUCCGAAAGCAACGAGUAGAUGUACGCUUAUCUUUUUGUUUGUAGUCAUUAGAGGUCAGCGAACACUAGGAAGAGCUGCCACUUGGCUUCUGUUGGAACAGGAUGUCGAUACAGACUGUCUUUGUACCUACAGCAGAUGUGCUUGAUCUUCUUUUCGGCGACGAGGGUGCAUGUGCAGAUGUACUGUCAGAGGAAGUUCAUGCAGCCAAUCUGGGCGUGUCUUCAUAUCCGUUUCAAGAAUUCGAACCGGAAGGAGGUGUGCAAUCGGUCUCAAAGCUGACCGAUUGCAGUGAAAGAAAACAUCAGCAGACGAGGCAGGAGUAUGCGGCUGCAAAAUUUACUUUGGAAGCAGACGUCAUACGUGAUGGAUUAGGCAAAGAGAGACAAAAGUCAAGGCAGCAUGAAGAAUCAUCAUCAUCAUCUUCAUACAGUUCACAAGAGUGUCAUAGGUUUAGUCAACAGUAUUCAUUCAGUCAAGUAGAACAACAUGAACAACAGAAUUACACAGUAGAUGAUGUCAAAAUUAUUGCCCAAUCUAUCAAUGAAGCUGUAGCUAGAUUGGAGCUGGACACUGCAUCACAUUCUAUGGCGUCAACGUCCGUGAUGUCACUGGUCACUUCACCUGCUCUCAGUUGGAAUACAUUUACACAGUCGUUAGAUGCAGCAAUUAAUUUCAUAUCCAUUGAUGACCGGUUACCUUUUGUUGUGAUGCUGGGUCGUGCUUUGUUAGCACAAUGCAAGGAAUCAUGUACACUCAUUAGAUCGUUCAUAAAACAAUAUACUGUAUAUCACUUUGGUGCUCAACUUAGAGUACCAAUUGUAUCCAAAAAUGACGUGUCAAGUGAUGGAACACCUAUCAAUUGAUUUCAAGAAGACACCAUGCAUGCACAGUUUACUAUUGUACCUCGAGUAGUUGAGUAUUUUCCUUGAACAUGAAGGUUUAGGUAGUUUGUUUGAAUAAAGUUUUGCGCUUUUGAUACCAUAAUACAUGUAUUUAGUUUUGUUUUAGUGCUAAUUAUGAUAC
Messenger RNA from Corticium candelabrum, 1043 nucleotides. RefSeq lists its product as uncharacterized. The record is from RefSeq and is a predicted model, not a curated record. The transcript is spliced from 4 exons. The coding region runs from base 122 to 883 and encodes 253 amino acids. NCBI's taxonomy places the organism in Eukaryota, Metazoa, Porifera, Homoscleromorpha, Homosclerophorida, Plakinidae.